AUCGUCCGGGACGAGUUUGCGGACUGUGCUCGCGAUGUGGCUGCAGACGACGUUAACGUUCCCAUCGUCUGUGACAAUGACCUCCUCCUCCUUCACCAUCAACCUCCCUUACCCCGUUAACCCGUUCAACGGCCCGGUCUAAUAUGUAAACUUCACGCAACAAUUAUAAGAGCAACUAUGUACCCCAUCUACCGCUAACAUGUCAUUCGCAUCUCCAGUCAAGGCCGCUUUAGGACGUGUUGCGUUCAUUACAGGUGGCGGCCAAGGAAUCGGUCGUGCGAUCGCGACGCGUCUCGCUAGAGAUGGACACGAUAUCUCCAUUGCGGAUAUCCCUGGUCAGAAGGAGAAAGUCCAGGAUGUGAUCAAGGAGAUCGAGUCUUAUGGCAGGAAAGCAAUCAGCGUAUUUGCAGGUGAGUCGAUUAUAUUAUCGAUUAUUAGAAUUACACAGUAUAUUCUCAAGCAGUGAUUCAUCUAAUCACUGUUAUAUGUUAGAUGUACGCGAUGCAAAGUCCAUCUAUGCUGCUAUCGAAGAAACUGUGGACAGACUAGGUCCCAACCUCUUCGUCAGCGUCGCAAACGCAGGCGUUACCCAAGUCAAACCUCUUCUAGAAUGCACACCCGAGUUCAUCGAGAAUGAAGUCCGCAUCAACGUCCUCGGAUUCAUGAACACGCAUAUUGCUGCUGCUCGGCAAAUGGUGAAGCAAGGUCAUGGUGGUCGUAUACUUGGUGCCGGUUCCAUUGCGUCCUACCGUACUGCUGAGAACCUUGGGCCGUACGGGGCGACGAAAUUUGCAGUGCGAGGAUUCACUGAAGCUGCGGCUAAAGAGUGGGCACAGUAUGGUAUUCGAGUCAAUGCAUAUGCGCCUGGUAUCGUCGAUACGCCAAUGUGGGACCACAUCGACCGGGAACUCGCCAAGAUUGAGGAUAUUUCAAUUGGGGCUGCGAAGGCGAUCCGCGUCCAACGUGAUAUCAAGCUAGGCCGUAUCCAAGAACCAGAAGACGUGGCAAAGUUGGUCUCAUUCCUGGUCUCAGACGAAGGGGAAUAUAUCACUGGACAGACUAUCAAGACGUGUGGCGGGUCCUCGCUAUGAGUCCUUACCAGGGUCGCAUCUGGUUGUAUGAAAUUGUAUUAUAGACAGCUACGGCGGUGAUUUAUACUUUGGUUUUUUUUGGGUUACCUAUGGCGUGCAUCUAGAUUUGAGGACUACCUUAUUCCCUAUGCAAAGUGGAUCUCUAGGAUUCCAAGGCUCAGCAUAGCUUGUUUCGUGGCCCACACCAUCGGAACAGUUCUCGGCACCACGCGGACAUCCAAAGACGGUUGCGGAUUCUCUAUAUGCAGCAUCCGACAAUGUUCAUCCGCCGAAUGUUCACUUCGCAAGUCCAUAUUGUCUCCUGACCAGACCCGUCUUCCUUACGCCCCAAACAUGAGCGCACCAUCCUCUAACAUUCUGUCUACUCUAUCGCCGGAAUCGCAGGCCUUUCUCAACGACACGGUCUCCAGGUUCUUGUCCGACUGCGGGGUCUGCGAUACUGUCGAGAUUGAUGAUUGUGUUCCUGUGCUAUGAGUUGUAUAUUCCUUUGCAUCGAGCUCACCGCUUUGUGCGGGCAUUACUAUCAACGAAGAACUCCAAAACGAUGCCUACCAAAGGAUGUUGCUACUAGUAGAUAGUGAAUUU
Molecule: messenger RNA, 1676 nt
Organism: Somion occarium
Lineage: Eukaryota; Fungi; Basidiomycota; Agaricomycetes; Polyporales; Cerrenaceae
Source: the annotation of a GenBank genome assembly